AUGACGCGAGCCUCAGCUCCCGCUUCCAUCUCGGGAUCGAGUUUGGAAGGUAAAAAUACUGGGACACUUGAUUCAAAGAAUCCUUACGAUGGAGGAGAGGUUCCUGGAACCAUGAGUAGCACGCUCAAUCAACAACAUAUCUUCGACGACCCAACGUUGGGAAAGUACUUCGUUCCUAUCGCUGAAUAUGAAGGAAUGCAUCGGUUUGACCCCAAAGCAACCUGGACAGAAGCCGAAGAAAGACACUUGGUCCGCAAAGUUGACAAGCUGAUCAUGGUAUGGUGCUGUGUAAUGUUCUUUGCCUUGCAAUUGGAUCGAGGAAACAUCUCCGCUGCCCUUUCCGAUAACUUACUGAAAGAUCUUGGACUCAACACAAACGAUUAUAAUAAUGGCCAAAUGAUCUUCUACUUAUCUUUCAUGUGCGCCGAGCUUCCGUCCCAACUGGUAUCGAAACGCCUCGGACCGGAUGUAUGGCUACCUAUCCAGUUAGUCUCAUGGUCUAUCGUAGCCAUGUCGCAAUGUCGACUUAAUGGCCGCGGAAGCUUCUUUGCCACCCGAUGUUUACUUGGCCUCUUGGAAGGCGGUUUUAUUCCAGACAUGAUUUUAUUCCUGUCUUAUUUCUAUAAAGGGAACGAAUUGCCUGUUCGCCUUUCGUUCUUUUGGAUGGCUCUCACAUUUACCAAUAUCUCCGGCGCGUUACUCGGGUAUGGAAUAUUGCGAAUGCGCGGCAUACACGGUUGGGAAGGCUGGCGUUACCUAUUUCUCAUUGAAGGUGCCAUGACCGCCGCGAUCGGUUUAUUUUCGUUUUUCUGGCUUCCUCCUAGCCCUACCCAAACGAAGGGAAUUCUUAGAGGUAAAAAUGGUUGGUUUACCGAUCGGGAGGAAGUUAUCAUGGUCAAUCGUAUCCUUCGGGAUGACCCCUCAAAGGGAGAUAUGCAUAAUCGGCAGGCCUUGCACUUGUCCGACUUUUGGGCAUCGAUCAAAGAUUACGAUAACUGGGGUUUAUAUCUUAUUGGACUUUGCGCAUAUAUUCCACCUGCCCCGCCGACUGCAUAUUUGACGCUGACGCUCCGUAACUUGGGGUUCAACACCUUCAAUACGAACCUUCUCACAAUACCUUCUAGUGUUUUAUUCAUGAUUAAUAAUUUCCUCCUGACUCAGCUCAGCCGCAUUACCAAAGAACGUUCCACCGUUGCUAGCUUUGGAAACGUGUGGCAGUUGCCGCUUCUCAUCGCGCUAGCCGUUCUUCCUGACGAGACCAAUCCUUGGACUCGCUAUGCGUUGCUGACUUUGCUGCUUGGUUAUCCAUAUGCCCAUCCUAUCCUUGUUGGAUGGAAUAGUCAAAAUUCAAAUACAGUCAGGACACGGACGGUCUCUGCUGCGUUGUAUAACAUAUUUGUCCAGGCAGGAAAUAUCGUUUCCACACAUAUAUACAAUGAUAACGACAAACCGUUCUAUCACAAGGGGAACAAAGUCCUAGUGGGCGUAGCCGUAUGGAACAUCGUUCUGUUUCAACUAGUGAAACUUUAUUACAUUCAACGCAAUAAAUGGAAGGCUGCUCGAUGGAACACGAUGAGCACAGAGGAGCGGGCACACUAUCUGGAGACUACAACUGAUAAAGGCAAUAAACGGCUAGACUUUGUCUUUGUUCACUGA
Messenger RNA from Rhizoctonia solani, 1656 nucleotides. Its product is annotated as major facilitator superfamily transporter. Gene Ontology annotation, molecular function: transmembrane transporter activity. The record is from RefSeq and is a predicted model, not a curated record. The coding region runs from base 1 to 1656 and encodes 551 amino acids. The transcript is spliced from 13 exons. Gene Ontology annotation, biological process: transmembrane transport. Gene Ontology annotation, cellular component: membrane. Lineage: Eukaryota; Fungi; Basidiomycota; Agaricomycetes; Cantharellales; Ceratobasidiaceae.